Messenger RNA from Cylindrotheca closterium, 588 nucleotides. Lineage: Eukaryota; Bacillariophyta; Bacillariophyceae; Bacillariales; Bacillariaceae. The record is from the annotation of a GenBank genome assembly.
AUGCCAUCCUCGGAUAACCAAGUCAACGAGGCUGCCGAUGCGUCAUGUAGCCGGUUCUCUAAAGACUUGGUGGUGGUCUCCGCAUACCGGCCAAACCCUCCAGGUAAGGGCGAAUCUACGGUAUGGGCGCAACACCGCAGCUUCUUCCGCUCUCAGGGCAGACAGCGUGAUCCAAGGGAGGCGUUUAUGGUGGAUCUUUUACAUGCGAUAACUCAAUGGCGCGACAAGGGGUGUGAAGUGAUUGUGGGCGUGGAUGCUAAUGAGGAUGUCUCCUCAUACCAGGAUUCUUCUUUUCGCCAGCAACUUCGCAGCAUAGGAUUGGAGGAAGCUAUCCUACAACGUCAUCCAAGUCAAACUGCAGCAACCCAGCAUCGCAACAAACGUGGCAGACCCAUUGAUGGGAUUUUUGCAACUUCCGGAGUGGUGGUUAAAGCGGGUGGCUACUACAACUUUGAUGAAUUUUUCGCCUGUGAUCAUCGCGGUCUGUGGAUUGAUAUUGAUUUGGAACGGACUCUUGGCAGCUAUCGUCCGGAGAAGACACCAUACAAGCCUCGCAAAUUGACAAUGCUUGACACUGCGGCUGUUUGA